Molecule: messenger RNA, 2468 nt
Organism: Spinacia oleracea (spinach)
Lineage: Eukaryota; Viridiplantae; Streptophyta; Magnoliopsida; Caryophyllales; Amaranthaceae
Product: nuclear pore complex protein NUP58
Exons: 6
Coding region: 264-1952 (562 amino acids)
Biological process (GO): nucleocytoplasmic transport
Cellular component (GO): nuclear pore
Molecular function (GO): structural constituent of nuclear pore
Source: RefSeq, a predicted model, not a curated record
AAGAUUCGAACUCCCAGAAAAGCAGCUAAAAUUUGAAGCUUUCUUCAACCUCAUUGCUUCAUUCUUCAACUUCCCUCCUCGACUAGGGUUUUAAACCCAGAAAAAACACUAGAAAAAGGGUUUUUCAAUUUCCCCCUAAAAAGUUUUUCCAAUUUCACAAUCGCGCCAAAUUGGUGUACCCAAUUCUCUUAAUUUCGUUCUCUAAACCCUUUCAAUUUCCAAAUGCUACAUUUUCUCUCUCCUUCAUUGUUCAAGAUUUAACCAUGUCUUUCUCUUUAUUCUCAACUCCCCAACAGCAACAACAAUCCCCUUUCCAAUUGCAAACGCAACCCCAACAGCAAACGAGUAUCUUCUCGCAUCAACAAGCCAACCCCUUCUUGCAGCAACAGCAACAACAGCAGCAGCAACAACAGUUUCAAUUCCAACAACAGCAACAACAACAACAGCAGCAACAGCAACAGCAACAGUUGUUUCUGUUUACAAAUGAGAAAACCCCGGCAAGUUAUAGCAGUAAAUGGGCAGAUCUCCAUCCCGACUCCCAGAAAGUUCUCUUGCAAAUUGAGGAGAGAAUACUGGAGUAUAGAGGUGAGAGUCAAAGAUUAGAUCAAUGUAGCCGCCUUUUUGAUUCUUCGGUCUCUAAUAAUACUUUCGAGCUCGAUGCUAGCCGCAUUGUUCAGGAACUAGGUGGAAUUAGUACAUCAAUGGAAAGACAGAAGGUGUCACUGCAGGAGUUGAUGGCUGUUGUGAAAGAAAUGCUAAGAAAUGCCGAGAUUGCUAUCCGUUCUUUUAUGAUUCUUCGGCCUAGGUUCCUUCAUCAAAAGGCUGGCACUGCUUCAAAUUCUACUGCACCAGCUCAAACCCCUGGUGCAAUAACAGCACCUGGCGGUUCAGGUCAAGCUGCUGCUAGCUCUAUGGUGCCAUUUGUUGAUUUUUACAGUGGGAUUCCAAAGAAACCAUCUCCAUUUAUGCAGCAAACAGUUGGCAGAUUCGAGAAGUACCUUGGGGAAUGCCGACAAUGGAUUGAAGAGUUAGAGCAGCUUCUUCUCUCAGAUUCUGACCGAAAUUCCAUAAAUUUCAAUUCAUCAGUUUUGCAGUCUUUUCCUAAAGUUUUGGCCAAUGUGCAUGAAUUUUUUGUCCACGUGGCUGCUAAGGUCGAAAGCAUUCAUCAGUACAUCGAAUCCAUGAGAUCAGCAUAUCUUGCUGACCAGCGACAUCGUGGGGAUGUUGGUGAUCCAUUUUUAGAAGCUGACAGGCGUGAGGUGGCCAGACAAGAAGCAGCUGCUAAAAGAGUGCAUCCAACAUUGCAUCUUCCAGCAGCAACACAGCCAACAACUCAGGUUGCUGGGUUGUUUGCUAGCUCAGGGGCUCCUGGUGUAUCAACUACCCCACAGACUUCUGGAGCACCAGUGUCAUCUUCAUCUGGAACAGGGUUUUCUCUUUUUGGAGCUACUCCUGCUAGCACGUCCUCAUCAUCCCUGUUUUCAACCCCUGGUAAUGCACCGACUUCAACAUCCUCCCUCUUUAGUGGUAGUGCUCCGGCUUCAACACCCUCCCUCUUUGGUGGUAAUGCUCCGGCUUCAACACCCUCUCUCUUUGGUGGUAGUGCUCCGGCUUCAACACCCUCCCUCUUUGGUGGUAGUGCUCCGGCUUCAACACCAUCGCUUUUUGGUGGUAGUGCUCCGGCUUCGACACCCUCCCUCUUUGGUGGUAGUGCUCCGGCUUCAACACCCUCCCUCUUUGGCAGUAGUGCUCCUGCUUCAACCCCCUCCCUUUUUGGUGGUAGUGCUCCGGCUUCAACCCCCUCCCUCUUUGGUGGUGGUGCUCCGGCUUCUACACCUGCGGGAAACACUCUCUUCUCAACGCCUUUUGGUACAGGUGCUGCAUUAGGAUCAGGGUCAAGCUUCAAUGCUACAAAUAGAGCUAAGCCAAGGUCUCGUACUUCUCGGCGGUAAUACGAGCAUGUGAAAUCAAGAAUUACUGAGAUUUAUCUGCGAAGUUCUGAAAUGCCCGUGAAGCCGGAUAUUCUGAAAUUUCUCAAAGGAAUACCGACACCAGUGUUUGCCUCUUGAAGUGGAGUUGCUUCUGCAUGAUUGUUGCUGCAGUGGAGCACAACACAUUGAAAUUUGUAGAAUAAGCAUUGAUUUAGGUAUUAGAAUUCCUUUUGUAGAUGACAGAUUACCCCUCCCCCCGAAAAGAAAAAGGAAAGUGUUGUAGUACCGAAAGAAGGUAAAAGAAAGCCGAAGUACUUGAUGCAGAAGAGUGUUUCAAAUUGCAUUGGGGGGAAUGGGGGGUUAUCUUGUUUGUUAAUUCAUUCAACAAUUGUCUUGUAACGAGUUCUUAUAGGUUUUGUGAAAGCUUUGUUAAGUGUUUGAUUUUCAUAAUGUUCAUAGCUCAAAUUUUGGGAGAUUGUACGGUGGUCGUUUAUUUUUAAUAAAAGAUUUCCAGCAUCCAGAUAUCCUUUUGACUAA